Eucalyptus grandis is the source of this 2010-nucleotide messenger RNA. Its product is annotated as glutamate--tRNA ligase, chloroplastic/mitochondrial. The coding region runs from base 89 to 1813 and encodes 574 amino acids. Gene Ontology annotation, biological process: glutamyl-tRNA aminoacylation. The transcript has 13 exons. The record is from RefSeq and is a predicted model, not a curated record. NCBI's taxonomy places the organism in Eukaryota, Viridiplantae, Streptophyta, Magnoliopsida, Myrtales, Myrtaceae. Gene Ontology annotation, molecular function: ATP binding; glutamate-tRNA ligase activity; zinc ion binding.
UCUUUCUUCACUUCGACUCCGCUCUUCAAAAAGUCCACCGCCGGCGGGGCUUUCUGCGAAGCGCGAGCAGAGGUAGAAAGGAGUAAAAAUGGCGACUUUCGUCGGUUCGCCUUGCUGGGCCAGGCUCAGGUCGAUCGGCGAGAUCACCCUCGCCCAUCCUCCGAUGCUGCGCCACUCCUCGCCUCUCCGCCUGAGGUCAAUCGCCGCCCCUCUCCCCCGGAGAUGCUUCGCCGUCGCCGCCUCCGCGGCCUCCGACGGCCAGGUCCGCGUCCGGUUCGCCCCUUCCCCGACCGGCAACCUCCACGUCGGCGGCGCCAGGACCGCGCUUUUCAAUUACCUGUUCGCUAGGUCGAAAGGCGGGAAAUUUGUGCUUAGAAUCGAGGAUACUGACUUGGAGAGGUCAACCAAGGAGUCCGAGGAGGCAGUGUUGCAGGAUCUGUCAUGGCUUGGGCUUGAUUGGGAUGAAGGCCCUGGCAUUGGUGGAGAUUAUGGACCGUACCGGCAAUCUGAGAGGAACUCCCUUUACAAGGAGCACGCUCAGAAGCUUUUAGAAUCUGGUCAUGUCUACCGCUGCUUUUGUUCGAAUGAGGAGCUUGAGAAAAUGAAGGAGAUUGCGAAACUAAAGCAACUGCCUCCAGUUUAUACUGGACGAUGGGCUACUGCAACUGAAGAAGAAGUGCAAGAAGAGUUGGCAAAGGGAACCCCUUUCACAUAUCGAUUUCGUGUGCCAAAGGAGGGAAGUCUGAAAAUAAGUGAUCUUAUUCGAGGAGAAGUUAGUUGGAACUUGGACACACUUGGAGAUUUUGUAAUUAUGCGGAGCAAUGGGCAGCCAGUUUACAAUUUCUGUGUCACUGUCGAUGAUGCAACUAUGGCUAUUUCACAUGUUAUAAGAGCGGAAGAGCAUCUGCCGAAUACUCUGAGGCAAGCGCUUAUAUAUAAGGCUCUAGGCUUCCCUAUGCCUUACUUCGCACAUGUUUCCUUGAUCCUUGCACCUGAUAGAAGUAAACUGUCAAAAAGGCAUGGUGCAACUUCCGUGGGCCAGUUUAAGGAGAUGGGAUAUCUCCCUCAGGCAAUGGUGAACUAUCUGGCUCUGUUAGGAUGGGGAGAUGGAACUGAAAACGAGUUUUUUACCCUUGAGCAACUUGUUGAAAAGUUCACAAUUGAGCGAGUCAACAAAAGUGGUGCAAUCUUUGAUUCUACUAAGCUAAGGUGGAUGAAUGGUCAGCAUUUAAGAGCGAUUCCAUCAGAGGCAUUGACUGGGCUUAUUGGUCAGCACUGGAAGAGCACUUGCACUUUGAAAGAAUCAGACGGCCCAUUUGUUGAGGAGGCAGUUCAACUUCUCAAAGAUGGGAUUGACCUGAUACCAGACUCAGAUAAGGCGUUAACUAACUUGUUGGCAUAUCCCUUACAUGCUACAUUGACGAGCUCUGAAGGUAAAGUGGUUGUAGAAGAUAAGCUUCCUGAAGUCUCAGCGAGCCUCAUAGCUGCCUAUGACAGUGGUGAGCUCAUAGGUGCACUUGAAGAAGGCCAUGCAGGGUGGCAGAAGUGGGUGAAGGGCUUCGGCAAAUCACUAAAGCGCAAGGGGAAAACACUUUUCAUGCCUCUGAGAGUAUUGUUAACUGGAAAGCUCCAUGGUCCUGAUAUGGGGGCCAGUGUUCUUUUGCUUUACAAGGCUGGGAAAUAUGAUGUAGUUGCUCCUGAAGCUGGGUUUGUAACAUUGGAUGAGCGGUUUAACAUGCUCAAGCAAAUCAACUGGGAAUCUGUUAACCAGGAUCAGACUCUGUUAGAGCCCACUGCCACCCUAUCGAAUUGAGACCCGCCAGUUUUGACCAGAGGGUGAGUUAUGUUUGAAACUUUGUAAUUUGUUUCUUCUGUGUCGUCUACUCGAUAAGAUGAGAAAUGAAGGAUCUUAUAUUAGCGGCUUAGCACGAAGCAUGACUCACGUGGAAUGUAUCUUUUGGUGGUUUAACUAGUGAUUUCCAAUAAAGCCUCUAUGUUUGCUCGCUUCCA